AUGAGGAAGAAGGGGAAGAAGAGGAAGAAGAGGAAGAAGGGAAGAAGAGGAAGAAGGGGAAGAACAGGAAAUGAGGAAGAAGAAGAAGAAGGGGAAGAAGGGAAAGAAAAGGAAAGAAGGAUGAAGAAGGAAGAGGAAGGGAAGAAGAAGGAAGAAGAAAGAAAAGGGAAGAAGAGGAAAAAGAAGGAAGAGGAGGAGAAGAAAAGAAAAGGGAAGAAGGGGAAGAAGAAGAGAAAAAGGGGAAGAAAGAGAAGAAAGAGGAAGAAGGGGAUGAAGAGGAAGAAGAGGAAGAAGAGGAAGAAGAGAAAGAUGAGAAAGGAAGAGAAAGAAAAGAGAAAGAAGAGAACGGAGGAGAGGAAAAGAGUAGAAGAGAAGAAGGGGAAGAAAUAG
This is a messenger RNA of Knipowitschia caucasica, 390 nucleotides long. The record is from the annotation of a GenBank genome assembly. NCBI's taxonomy places the organism in Eukaryota, Metazoa, Chordata, Actinopteri, Gobiiformes, Gobiidae.